Molecule: messenger RNA, 156 nt
Organism: Plasmopara halstedii
Lineage: Eukaryota; Oomycota; Peronosporomycetes; Peronosporales; Peronosporaceae
Exons: 2
Coding region: 1-156 (51 amino acids)
Source: RefSeq, a predicted model, not a curated record
AUGAACUGGGUGCGCGACUGUGGGACUAAGUGCAAGAAACGUCGAAGACAAAAUGGCAGUCAAGACACUUGUGCUUAUGCAGUACUGAUUUGCGACCACAUUAUACAGACAGAUCUCAGUCUUGGCGAAAAAAAAAGUGAGUCUCACCUUAAUUAG